UAGGUAUGGAUUGUUGAUUAUAUCCCUCAAUUGAAUGCACUUUGUGUAAUGAGCAAGUCAUUUAUUGUCACUCUUCUGAAUGAAACAGAUCGAUUACGUUCGUGCAACCUAGCAAAUAAUUAGCAAAAACAUGCAAUUAUCCGAUAUUUCGACGAAAUUCACACAAGAAACGGUCGAUGCGAUUGUUUGUCGGAGCGGCGGCGUGAAAAGCACGGCUUGGCGAUUCGUUGGCGGCUUCAAAAAGGGAGACUCGUACUUGAGUCAAGUGUUUCGACUGCAAAUCGAUGGGCAACGUGAAAACGGCGAGAAAUUUCAAGUUAAUACCGUGAUAAAAUCCAUUCCAAAUAACGUGGGACGGCGCAAGACCUUCCGCAGUGACGACUUUUUCCGCAACGAAAUCAAUUUUUACGAGCAUGUCAUGAAACGGUGCUUGCAGCAUCAGAAACAGGCAGCAAAAGUACCGGAAAAUGAAUUUUUCGACGCCCUUCCAACGUGUCUGGCCUCCUUUUCGGAUGGCAUUGCCGAUUUUAUCGUGCUGGAGGACUUGGGACAGUACGGAUUUGGUACGGUGAGUCGUCAGACCGGCAUGGAUUUGCGCCAUUGUACGUUCGCGAUGCAGCUACUCGGAAGAUUUCAUGCCGUUUCGUUUGCUUUUCGUUAUCAGCAACCGAAGGAGUUUCAAGAGACUUUGCAAUUUGUUGAAGAAACUUAUUACGCCGAUAAAUUUUUCAAUUGGUACAAAAACCUCCAAAAAGACCAAAUCGCCAUUUCCUUGGAUGCCUUAGCGAAAGAGUAUCCCGGCACGGAAAUCGAAGCCAAAGGCAAGGCCUUCAUCACCGACAACUUGUAUGCGAAACUCGUUUCCAUGACACACAGCACCAACGAGUAUUCCGUUAUUUGUCACGGCGACUGUUGGACUCCUAAUUUUCUCUUUAAAUACGGCGAAGAUCCAACUAUUCCUGUUUGUGCCAAAAUGAUAGAUUUCCAGCUCUCACGUUAUGCAAGUCCCGCUUUGGAUAUUUCCUUUUUCAUCUAUUCCUGUACGACGCAAGAGCUCAGGGAGAAGCACUACGAGGACCUUUUGCAAGCGUAUCAUGCGGGCAUGACGGAACAAUUGCGAGUCGUGGGAUUGCAAGCCAAAGAAGUCUUUCCGUAUGAAGCGUUGCUUGAAGAGAUGCAGCAAAGGGCUUGUUUUGGGGUCGGGAUGGGCAUUGAAUCGAUUCCGUUUAGUGUGUUGGAAGACGAUGAAGCGGGCGAUAUGGAUGCCAUUGAGGGAGAUGAAGCUGUUGAUGUGACGACAGUUUGGAUCUUGAAGCCGAUCAAGAACAAAGAAGGGCGUCAACGGUUGGCAGACAUGUUCAAACAUGCGGUGCAAAUGGGAUACAUUUAGAAGAUUGUCGACGAGAAUCGUACGUGAGCAGAAACCAAAACAUUCACAGAGCUUACCAGUGAACUUAAAUAAAUUUAUGGAAGUGGAA
Molecule: messenger RNA, 1478 nt
Organism: Culicoides brevitarsis
Lineage: Eukaryota; Metazoa; Arthropoda; Insecta; Diptera; Ceratopogonidae
Exons: 3
Coding region: 131-1390 (419 amino acids)
Source: RefSeq, a predicted model, not a curated record